AUGGGAUACUAUGACGACGACAAGAAUAUCUACCUUGUGGACAAAUUCAAGGAAAUGAUAAAAUUGCACGCUUAUCAGGUGAUUCCCUCGGAAUUGGAAGCACUUCUGAUCACUCAUCCUGGCGUAGCUGAAUCAGCUUCCGUCGCCAUUUCCGAUCAUGAAUCUGGCGAAAGGCCGGUUGCUUUCGUUGUUCUCGACAAAGACAAGCCAGUGAGUACAAAGCAAAUCAUG
Molecule: messenger RNA, 231 nt
Organism: Ostertagia ostertagi
Lineage: Eukaryota; Metazoa; Nematoda; Chromadorea; Rhabditida; Trichostrongylidae
Source: the annotation of a GenBank genome assembly